CCGCUACGCUCUCACCGCUCGGGGCUGCCCCGCGCCCGGCGGGCGGGAGGAGCCGCCGUUUCCGCUGGGUGUCACUCUGGGGUGGGAGAGGCGCGUUCAAAAGCGGAGGGCAGGGAAAAGCCCGCCGACAGCCCCGGCCGCCCGCACCGGCAGCGCCCGCCGCCCGCCACGCCGCGGCACGGGCGGCAGCCCCUGCGCUUCCUGCGGGCCGGGGCGCUCCCGGCCCUCCGCCUCGGAGCCGGCGCCCGGCGGAGAGUCCUCGGCUGGUGCCGGCUGCCCCCCGAGCCCAGCCCCUGCGGACGGAGGCCACCUAACCCUGCCAGAAGGAUGCUGGAGGGCGGCUGCAAAGCGGUGAAGGAGGGCGUGUUGGAGAAGAGGAGCGACGGGCUGCUGCAGCUCUGGAAGAAGAAGCGCUGCAUCCUCACCGAGGAGGGGCUGCUCCUCAUCCCCCCCAAACACCCCCCGCCGCCGCAGCAACAGCAGCAGCCGCCGCCGCUGCCGGCUGAGCCGGCGGCCAAAAUCAAGGAGCUUCACUUCUCCAACAUGAAGACGGUGGACUGCGUGGAGCGGAAGGGCAAGUACGUGUACUUCACGGUGGUGAUGGCCGAGGGGAAGGAGAUCGACUUUCGGUGCGCGCAGGAGCAGGGCUGGAACGCGGCGAUCACGCUGCAGAUGGUGCAGUACAAGAACCGCCAGGCCAUCCUGGCCGUGCGCUCCACCCGGCAGAAGCAGCAGCACCUGGCGGCGCCCCACGGCCCCCCGCGCCUCCGCGGCGCGUCCAACUCCGCCUAGCGCAGGUUGCGUUCACGGAGCGCUUCGGGGAAGCGGGACUGAGCGCGUUCGUGGCGGACCUGCGCCAGCGGUCUGAAACUGGGAAAGCGCCGGAGGGGCAGGUAGACCGGAAAGAAGCGGCUCAAAAGCCUGAACCCCAGCCUGCUGCUGCUUUGCCGCCCUCGGUGCCGAGAAGCAUUUCAAAUCUAUUAUUUAUGAACCUUGGAAAGGAUACUUUGGUGCGAUGGGAUUUCUAGGAGACAUGUACUGUAACUUUAUUUUAAUGUAUUUUAUUUUAUUUAUUAGGGUUGUUUUGGUUUCGUUUUCAUCUUUUUCCUUUUUUUUUUAUUUUUUUUAAAGGUUUAUUUGCAAGACAUUUCUGAAUGUAGGGUGUAUCAUAAAAGCAAAGGAAAAAACGAUAUGCAUGUUAGCUCCCUGAAGGAACUAAAAAGUUUUGGGUAGUUUGGCUCUGUGCAAUUUGACGAAAAGUCAAAUUUUUUAUCCGAGAUACACUUUAUUCCACUAACAUGGAAAAUGUGAUGUGUAGUUUGAAAUUUGGCUGAAACCCAUACUGCAUAUGAAAUCUGUUUUCUCUAAUGAGAAUAACAAUUGUAGUCGGAGGUUUAAAUUAUUUCCUUUUAAAAUAUUAAACGUGGUGGAAGAUGGUAAAAACUUAUUCAUGCUUGGCUAUUCAAAAAAGCAAUGUUGCUCGUUACUCUGAGGUUAAAACCCAUCUGUUUAAUGUAUGAGCAGAGGAGAACCUGACCAGCUUCUUUUGUGAUACAGGAAUCUGAGUUGGAUUCCAGCUAUCAGUGUGAUGUGCUUGCUCCUGGGCUGGUGGGCCAGAGCUGAGGCGUUCAUGGAUGUUUCUUUCUGUCCAAGUUCAGGGCUCCCUCUGCACGCUUGUUUUUAAAGUGAUCUGGGCUGUCAAUCUGUAUUUCUUUUUCAUGGCGCUUUUUAAAUGUCUCGCAUUAAAGCAGCCCAUAGUUUAAAAUCUGUUUUAUGUAUGUCUUGGUGUGCAAAUGGAUUAUUUUGGUCACAGUUUUCUUUCAGUGAAAGUUGCUCUCUAGCUGAGAUGAACUAGACUAAUUUUGGUGUUUAGCACUGUCAGAUGUUGAGAGAGGCGUGCAAUCUUGCCUCUAAAAACGUUGACGAAGCAACGAAGUUGGAAAACAAAGGGCUAAUUGCACAGCUGUUGUGUCUUCCUCUGUCUCUUAAAAGUCAGUGGGAGUUUGGCUGUCAAUGCAGGCGGGAGCGGGUCAGAGCUCUUUGCCGGUGCAGAGGAGGGAGUUGGGUGUGGGCCUGUGAGCUUUCUAGGACAGGGCUCUUCAGACGGUGGGUGGCUUCAUAUUAUGUGCCCCCACAGCAGGUUCUCUGGUUUAAGUGAGGUGGGGAGGCUGUAAGUGGAACAGAACAAUACGUCCCGUUAUCUCUGGUUCAAGGUAAAAAGUCAUAGCUAUGGAGCUAUUUAUUUUAAUUAGUGUAGUGAGGAAAAUUACUUUUGGCCCCUUUACAGGUUACAUAUGAAUAUAAACAAAUUCAUUUAAAGUUUCACGUUCAGGACUUUUUUUUUUUGUGUAACUCAGAUGUAAAUUAACAGCUCCACAUUCUCUGUUCAAGCUGUAAGUGUUUAAAGCAAAAGGCUGAAGUGAUACUCAAAGGGAGAUCUUAGAAUUUGCUACUGCGCAUGCGGUCCCUUCCUCUGCACUCUAAGCUUAAGCUCAGUCAGUAAGGAAGAAGUUGAGAUCUGUGUUAGCCCUCCUCUUUUGUCCCUUGCCCCGAGGUUUUGGGGUCACAUACCUAGACAUGCAAAACAUGUCAUGGUGCAGAGUUAAAGCCCGGAUCCUGAUGAUCCUCUAUAGUUACUCCUGAGCGCUUCUUUCUGAUCUUGCCCUUGACAAGGUUGCGUGAUGAACUUGGGGUGGUAGAUUACAGCUGUUCUAACAAAGUUAUUAUUUUGAGAUUAAUUCCAACUGAAGAUGCCCCACAUCUUCUAGGAUGAGAGUUGCUGUCUUGGCAAUCAUAAUAGUCAAUUUCCACAUCUCUGUACAUCUGCCAUUAUUCUGCUAACGCUUCGAUGUUAGAGCUGCAAGGGGAUUCUCUAAUGAGCUAGUCAAAGACUUACAAAAUAGACUGUAAUUUGUAAUUUGGCUCCUCUCUUUGGAGCGAUUAAUUACAGUUUACUGAGUAACUAAUCCACCUUUUCAGAUCUACAGACGUAUCACUGAUCUCACCUACUAAAAUACAUUUUAGCCUACUGAAGAAUAAAUGUAACUGAUGAAAAUUAAUUUCUAUGUGAUCAGAGACACAUGUAUUUCUCUAAGAGAGGCAGAUAUUCUUGUCCUCAGUGAAUGCAAGCCUCUGAAUGCCACAAAAGCCUAUGGAUGUAGUCUAAACCUGAAAUUUUACUAUUCUUCUGGAAGUACUUGUACUUUGAAAACAAAUGAUGAAAAUUUUAGUGAUAAAAUUUUCCUUAAGGUACGAGAAAAUAGCUUUCAUUUUGAAUUUGCUGCUCUUUUUCACCAGUUCAUGGUCAAUGUCACUUUGUGUUUCUUGUCUUAAGUUGCUCUGAAGGAUGCUCUGAAAACCUUUUGAACUGAGGUAGCUCACCAACAAAUUUUGCUGGUUGUCAUUGCCUGCUCUGUUACCUGUUUAAAAAACUUGAUGUCAGCCAGAGUCCUAGUGUGAGAGGUGGUCACAUCACAAAAUCCACGCUGAGCUGGUGGGACGAGUGUAAGGCUCAAGCUUCCCCCUUGUGUCUCUGGACUGUCUCCUCAAAACUGAAUGGGAACAAUUUGGCUGGGGUCCCCUGGGGACAGUCAGACUGUGUGGCUCAUGCCCUGUCGGUAUAAAUAAGGCUAAAUUGUCUGAUGUGGACAGUCUGACAACUUUCUCACGCUCUAAAUUCCACGGGUUCUUUUUUUUUUUCUUUUGACUGAUAGUAAUUUUAGACCAAGACAUUUUUUGAUGUUAUAAAAGGUAGUUCUGCUCUUUUUUUUGUUUUGCCCCUCUACUACUGCAUGGUCUUCAUUUGAACUUUUGGAUUAAAUACUGUCUGUCACUGCCUUGUAAGCAAUGGCUAUGAAAAUAGGUCCAGCAGAUCAUGCUGCAUCCUAUCAGAGCUUUGAAAGUAAAGAAAUCAAAUUGUCAUUCUCCUUACCAAAAAAAGAAAAAAAGAAAAGAAAAAGAAAAGAAAUUUGACAGCAUGUGACUGAAGUAAAUUCAUUAGAGAAUAAACAAAAAUGCUGUAAAACACACACAGGUCAAUGCUUGGUAGAGGUAGCAAAAGUGGGGACAGUCAGUUCAUAAAAAGGUCAAAAUUAUGUGUCUUAACUAAAAAAAAAAACCCAACCAAACAAAAGAAGCCAAGAGAACGUGAUUAAGGGGCAGAUUCAGCAAGAAAAUCUAAACUCUGGUGACCAAGACAAUUUAGAAACUGAAAAAGGAAGAUCAAGUGGAUGUUGUUUCUGUGGCAUCCAGAAGUAAUUCCUUUUUAAAGAUUCAUGAUGUGCAAAUGCCAGCUUCUGAAUUAUAGCUGCAAUGAUGUACCAAAUGUUUUCUAGCAUAUCCUAUUCUGAGCAGAAAUAUCAGUGUCAUCAAAAAAAUUUGUGUGUAAAUAUGACUCAAAAAUGAUUUCUGAGAGAUGUGAUUUAUUUUUCAUAUUUUUCAAGAUACAUUCCAUUUCAAAUAAAGAGGUAUCUAUUGAAA
Messenger RNA from Empidonax traillii (willow flycatcher), 4479 nucleotides. RefSeq names its product pleckstrin homology like domain family A member 1 (gene PHLDA1). Bases 328 to 792 code for a protein of 154 amino acids. Gene Ontology annotation, biological process: positive regulation of apoptotic process. Lineage: Eukaryota; Metazoa; Chordata; Aves; Passeriformes; Tyrannidae. The record is from RefSeq and is a predicted model, not a curated record. Gene Ontology annotation, molecular function: phosphatidylinositol phosphate binding. The transcript is spliced from 2 exons. Gene Ontology annotation, cellular component: nucleus.